Molecule: messenger RNA, 1759 nt
Organism: Diospyros lotus (date-plum)
Lineage: Eukaryota; Viridiplantae; Streptophyta; Magnoliopsida; Ericales; Ebenaceae
Product: acid phosphatase 1
Exons: 3
Coding region: 322-1089 (255 amino acids)
Molecular function (GO): acid phosphatase activity
Source: RefSeq, a predicted model, not a curated record
GGAACAAACACCAAAAUAUAUGUUCACAGUCUACACGCUUACGUUAUUCCUUGCCAUUACCGGCCACCUUAAUUCGGCAGCCUCCAUGCCGACGGCCAUCCUUUAAGAGUCUUCUUCUUGCCAUCUCUCCCGCAUUCUGCUACUCUCUCUCUCUCUCUCUCUCCCAAGAGAUAAAGAAAUUCCUGUCAGGAACAAGUAAUUGACCGAAAGAAAUUGAAAUUGAAACCAAACGAAGCCCUGGCUAGUUGAUCUUUGCAGUUCUUGAUUUCUUUACGGAUUUCUAUUUAAUUGCAGGGAAGGAGUAUAUACAUAUACAUAUAUAUGAUUUUGGCAACGAUGUGUCGAAUGCGGGAGAUCAUACUGGUGUUGUUUUCGCUGGCAAUGUUCUCGAAGUCGGCGGCCGGCGGGAGGUCGAGUCCGCCGGCGGAAGGUUCGAGCUACUGCCUGAGCUGGAGGCUGGCGGUGGAGGCGGAUAACGUGCGCGCGUGGCGCACCGUACCGACGGAGUGUUUGCGGCACAUUGAGGACUACAUGACCGGGGGGCAGUACAGCCGCGAUCUGGACUUCGUGAUCGAGCACAUCACCAGCUACAUCGAGACCAUUGAUCUUGCCGGCGACGGCUUCGACGCUUGGAUCCUCGACGUCGAUGACACCUGCAUCUCCAAUCUCCUCUACUACCGGGGGAAGCGGUUUGGGUGUGACCCGUACGAUCCAGAUGGGUUCAAGAAGUGGGCGCUGAGGGGGGCGUGCCAGGCGAAUCCGGCGGUUCAAAGAUUCUUCAAGCAGCAGCUGGUGGGGAGGGGAUUCAAGGUGUUUCUGGUCACCGGAAGAGACGAAGCGACACUUGGUCGGGCCACCUCCUACAACUUGCGCAAGCAGGGUUUCCUUGGCUAUGAAAGGUUGAUUAUGAGGAACCCAGAGUACAAGGGACAAAGCGCGGUGGCAUACAAGUCUGAGAUAAGGAAGCAAUUGCAAGCGGAAGGUUACAGAAUAUGGGGCAAUGUGGGCGACCAGUGGAGUGACAUCCAAGGCGAUUGUGUCGGCAACCGCACCUUCAAGCUUCCUAAUCCCAUGUACUUCGUUCCUUGAACCCCCCCAAAUGCACAUAAAUAUUUGUUUCAGCCCAUCCAUUCUAUCACACUCAACUGUAUGUGUGUACGUAUAAAUAUAUAUAUUUUCUAAGAAUAAAACUAUUUUCAGUUGGACUGCACUUGUUUUUUUGUAAUCCGAGUUGUGAAAUGUUUUAUAUGUCCCUUAAUAAAAUUAAUAGAAAUAAAGAGUUGCUAGGGACAUUUAAAAUAUUUCAUAGCCUGGACUACAAAAAACAAGUGUAGUUCGGACUGAAAAUCGUGGUCAUCAUAUUCUAAACAUCUCACGACUAUGAGGUUGCGGGCAUCUAUCCUAUAGAAACAAUCAGCAAUGUAUCAUCUCAUGUAUUCUAAACAUAUCUAUUCAUCUAUGCACAUGAUAUGUGGUUUGGCCUACAAAUAUGUGUUAUCGAUCUGUAAUACUGAAGUACUCCUUAAGUUAGUCUGCAACAGAGAACUCACAAGGCUUUGUGUAUGGAUUGAAGGGUUAGACCUAUGGGUUUCAUGGUGUUGAGGCCCUGUCCUUCCCCUCUAUGAGGUUGGUCUCGAGUGAUCACAAAAGAAAGUCGACUCAUCAACCUCAUUGCGCCCACAAUUCUAUGUUCCAUUGACCUAUUGCUCGCGUCCCUUUAGACUUGGACAUUAACAGUACAAUUAUAUGACCUCUCUCC